CGAGUGGGAGGCACUUGAAGCAAACGCCAUACUCUCUCCACACACAAAGCUGCUGUGGACAGUCUGUGUCUUUUACUUUAACUAUGGCAGAAGAAGAGGCUGGUAUUUUUGUCAACCAGGAGCAGUUCAGCUGUCCCAUCUGUAUGGAACUCCUGCGAGACCCCGUAACCAUUCCUUGUGGACAUAACUACUGCAUGGAGUGCAUUAAGAUCUUCUGGGAGCAGAAGAACCAGAGGAAGUUGUGCAGCUGUCCACAGUGCAGGCAAACUUUCUCCCCGAGACCUGCACUCAACAAAAACACUCUGUUUGCUGAAGUUGUUGAGAGACUGAGGCAUACUGGAAUCCGUUCCCACACCCUACCUGGAGUUAAGAAUGAUGAAGACAUUGCAAAAGAAAAGCAUGACCUCGUCAUCUUCUGUGAGCAAGAGCUUAAGCAUUCACAGAGGAGAUUCCAGCAGGUCAUAAAGGAGCGCGAGACGGAGCUACAGGAUCUGAGUCAAGCCGUACUGUCCCUCAGGAGCUCUGCCCAGGCAGCGGUGGAGGAUACGGAGAAGAUCUUGACUGAGCUGAUUCAGUCCAUUGAAGCUCUUUGUAUUGAGGCGACGGAGAUGAUCAAAGCAAAGGAGCAGACGGAAUUAGACGAGGCACAUGGAUUUAUGGAGAAACUAGAGCAGGAGAUCUCAGAGUUCAAGAGGAGAGAUGCUGAAUACGACACUAUUGCACGCCUUGAUGAUAAAACCCAGUUCCUCAAGAGUUAUGAAACACUGUGUAGUCUGCCAGAGUUGGUGACCACUCCUGCAGUUCUAGCCAAUCCAGACUUCUGUUUCGAUAUGGUGUCAAGAAAACUCACAGUUCUGACUGAGGACAUUAAAGAUCUAUGCCUGAAAAAAUUUGAGAAAUUAUCAAAAAAAGUGUCAAACCUCAAAUUUAUUCCUACCCCUGAACCCAAAGUCAGGGAGGAGUUCUUGGAAUAUUCGGGUCCCCUGACUCUAGACAUGAACACCGCUCACAGAAACCUCAGCGUUUGCUCAGAGAGUGGAGAGGUGACGUUCAUCAAAACUUCUCUGUCCGUUCCUGACCACCCCGAGAGGUUUGAUAACUAUAGCCAGGUUCUGUGCAGAGAGAGCGUGACCGGCCGUUGUUACUUCGAGGCCGAGUGGAGCGGGAAGGGUCCUGUGCACAUCGCAGUGUCCUAUGAGGACAUCAGCAGGAAAGGAAAGAGUACCCAGUGUGCAUUUGGACACAACGCCCAGUCGUGGAGUCUGGUGUGCUCUGAGGAUACCUACACAUUCUGGCACUGUGGAAAGGAAACUAAGAUUCCCAAAAUGCAGUGGGCUCACAGGGCUGGCGUUUAUGUCGAUUUCUCGGCAGGGAUUUUGGCAUUUUACAGCAUCACAGACUCAAUGAAUCUCAUCCACAAAAUUCGGACUGCAUUUGCUCAACCGCUCUAUCCUGGCUUCAGGAUUAACACUGGGUCCAGUGUGAGACUUUGCUAUCCACUUUAAUGGCACGAAAUGGGUUAAUUUAGUGCCCGAGCAGUUAUUAUAAACUUAAGUUUGCUUGUAUUGUGAUAUCCAUCUCCAUAUACCAGUGCUAUAUACAGGGAUGGAUCGAGAAUCUAAUAUAUAUGACUAA
This is a messenger RNA of Rhinichthys klamathensis goyatoka, 1635 nucleotides long. It is a transcript of the gene ftr85, whose product is annotated as finTRIM family, member 85. The record is from RefSeq and is a predicted model, not a curated record. Gene Ontology annotation, molecular function: protein binding. Bases 84 to 1505 code for a protein of 473 amino acids. The transcript has 6 exons. NCBI's taxonomy places the organism in Eukaryota, Metazoa, Chordata, Actinopteri, Cypriniformes, Leuciscidae.